Toxorhynchites rutilus septentrionalis is the source of this 2207-nucleotide messenger RNA. RefSeq names its product BTB/POZ domain-containing protein 17 (gene Tango10). Gene Ontology annotation, molecular function: protein binding. The record is from RefSeq and is a predicted model, not a curated record. The transcript is spliced from 5 exons. The coding region runs from base 330 to 1811 and encodes 493 amino acids. Lineage: Eukaryota; Metazoa; Arthropoda; Insecta; Diptera; Culicidae.
GUGUGUUUGCAAAUGAAAUUUGGUUCGCUGUCAAGAUACGAUUAAACUAGCAACAAUUUUCAUCACUCGCCCUGUAAUAAAUCUCAGUGGAAAAACACUAUUUUUUUUAAAUUAUUAGAAUUAUUAGUUCAACAACUUGCUGGAAAAGUUUCGGUUUUGAAGACGGGUGAGGUUCCAUCGAGGCAGGCGAUAUUUGGGAAAUAUUUUCUCGAGAAAGGUUGGGUUGAACGUGAAAAUGAGAAAUAUUCUGCGUCUACAGAAAGCUCAACAAAUAUAAUUUGGAUUUAUUAGAGGAUUAAUUGUAAAUUCUUCGCUCACUGAACACUGAAAUGGAGGAACAAAUAAGUCAGGACUCGUGUGACGUAGAGAUGACGAACUCGAAAGGAGUUCUUCUAAAAAUUGCCAAUUUGUACGCGGAACAGUUGAUGUCCGACGUUUGUCUAGUGGUGGGAGCCAACCGCUAUCCGGCCCAUAGGGUCAUCCUGUGUGCCAGUAGCGACGUGUUCCAGGUCAUGCUGAUGAAUCCGGAGUGGAACGAGUGUCGCGAGAGUGUCAUCGAGCUCAAGGAGGAUCCGAUGUGUUCGAUGGUUUUUCCACAAUUUCUCAAGUACCUGUAUGUGGGCCAGAUUAAGGUGUCCAUCCAGACGGUGAUGCCGAUGCUGGAGCUGGCCGAUAAGUACAACAUAAAGGAUUUAGUGGAGCUCUGCGUGGACUACAUGAUGAAGCAUAUUGCGAAGGCGGCAACGCAGGGCUAUUUGGUGUCAUGGUUCCAGUAUACGAUUUCGCUCGGGAACAGCCACGUCGAGCUGACGCAGGCGUUGCAAAAUUUUCUGAAGUGGAACUUGAACAUCGUUUCGGAAUCGAACGAUUUCAACGAGCUUUGUGGGAUGAUUUUGGUGACGCUUCUGCAACAGAAUGAUAUCGUUGUGCAGAGCGAAUUUACGCUGUUUGAGUAUCUGGAGAAAUGGCUGUUGUACAAAAAGGACCAGCUCGACAAGGAGCAGGAGAUGAACGAGGAGGAGAAACUGUACGAACUAGUCAGCACAAUCGAGGCCGUCUUUGUGCACGUUCGCUUUGCCAUGAUGUCCCCGUCUGAGUUGGCGCAAAUUUUGGUGCGACCCAUCCUGCAGUACCACAAGGAGUUCUUUGUCGAGCGGGUUGCCAUCGGAAUGAGCUACCACUCGGGGCAAGAGGAUCGCAUACGGGAGAUCCGGGCGCAGGAGAAUGGUGCGCUGCAGUUUACGCCGCGUCUUUACACCACCGACGUUUGGGGCCUUAGCAUGAAGAUCGACGAUUUCGAGGGAAUCGAGAACUAUCGCAGCUUUGUGGCGCUGUUCUUUUCGCAGCAGGAUCUGUCGGAGUGCCAGGAAGAGCAAAGCGUUGCGUGGGAGAUUGAAUUUUUCCCCCGCGGAGUGCGCUUCAAUCGUGCAAAGCUGAUUGGGGUCUUCAAUACGCCUGUCUCUACGGAAAUCCCAGAGUCGAUCAUUCGAACCGUGCGCUUGAAGGUUCUGUGCCAGGAGAAACUAGAAGAGGAUCGGCGAUUCACGAUCGGUGUGCUGAUCAGCGGCGUCCAGAACAGGAUCACCUACAUCCGGACGUGUCACGUUCGGACGGCGUACUUCUCCAAUGAGUUCCGGGUGUUGAACAUCGAUAACCUGAUACCGUACGAGGAGCUGAAGCUGAGCGCCGUUAACCUGUCACCCCAUCUGAUCGGCGAGAAGCGGGACACCAUCCAGCUGCAUGUGAUCAUCGCUCCGCUGGGGGAGCACGCGAGCAGCGAGACACCCCCGUUUGAGUUUCGAAAUUUAUAGUUUUGUUGCUAGGGAAUCCGGGUGGAGAUUCCUUCGGUUGUUAGAGAAGACGGUGGAGAGCAAAUCGUUGUUUAACGCUACAAGCGCGUUAGCAAGAUCGGAGAAAAAAAAAAAGCGAGGGAAAGAGAGAUCGAGUCACUUAUUGUAGCUGUUUUUAGUUCAUCACAAAAAAGAACGAAUCUUUUUGGAAAAUUGUAAGGACGAUUGUUGGCGCUGUAUUUGUUGCUCGCUUGAUAAGCGAAACAUUUCUCGGGACAUUUUUUCGGCCAACCAAAUCGAAAGCUGGCUGUCGGGGGAGACUGCUGAUAUAUGUAUGACAGGACAGGUUCAUUGUUCAUGUGCUAAUAUUUCACGAACACUUAUUAAACGCUGGAAUAAUAAUAAAAAAAAUUAAAC